Molecule: messenger RNA, 615 nt
Organism: Paramuricea clavata
Lineage: Eukaryota; Metazoa; Cnidaria; Anthozoa; Malacalcyonacea; Plexauridae
Source: the annotation of a GenBank genome assembly
AUGGGAUCACCUCAAGCUAGGGAGUGGGAGCAAGCAAUGAAGGAAGAGAUCAGCUCUCUGAAGGAGAAUGAUACUUACGAAUUAUCAACUUUACCAGAAGGUAAAGCUUCAGUGGGGGGAAAAUGGGUGUACACAACCAAACAAGAUCAGAAUGGCAUAGAGACCUUUAAGGCCAGAUAUGUAGCGAAGGGUUACAGCCAGGUAAAGUGUAUAGAUUAUCAAGAGACGUGUGUCCCGAUAUCCAGUAUUACUUCAAUUAGGGUCUUAAUGCAGUUAGCAGUAAAACAUGAUCUUAUUGUCCACCAGAUGGACGUUAAAACUGCAUAUCUGCAUGCUCCCAUUACUCAAGAGUUAUACAUAGACCAGCCACAAGGGUUUAAAGAGGUUUCAGAGAUUGGUGAGAGGUUAGUAUAUAGGCUAAAGAAAUCGCUAUAUGGUCUAAAACAAUCAGUUAGAAAUUGGAACAUAUUGUUACACGAGCAUUUAGCAAAUGACGGUUUUGUCAGAAACCAUGCUGAUCACUGUGUAUAUAAGAAACAUGUAAUUGAUGAUAAAAUUGUUAUCGUUAUUGUUUGGGUUGAUGACCUAAUUAUAGCUUCAGGUAGUAUGCAGUAA